Molecule: messenger RNA, 222 nt
Organism: Anisakis simplex (herring worm)
Lineage: Eukaryota; Metazoa; Nematoda; Chromadorea; Rhabditida; Anisakidae
Source: the annotation of a GenBank genome assembly
AUGUUCAAAAUUUCAGAAACACUACAAUUCGACGUGUAUACAAUCGUUCUAAUGAUUUGUGAGGUUGUAUUGGUAUUAUUGGGUGUGCUUCAGUGGUAUUUGGCCGAUGUGACAGUGCGUUAUAUAGCCGCCCGUGAUGACAUCUACACAAUACCGUCGGGUAAAUUCAAGUGGCGUCCAGAAAUACUCAGCUCUCAUAGCAUUAAGCAUGAACGAUUCUGA